AUGGGGAUCACACACGCCGAGUACCUUGCAUCGACCAAAGUUUUUGGCUGUGCUAAGUGUAAGACGCAUUUGGCGACCAUCGAUGGGCUGAUCAGCAAGAAUUUCAAUGGUCAACACGGCCGUGCUUUCCUCUUUGAGACGGUCGUCAACAUCUCGCUCGGGGCACCAGCAGACCGCGAGAUGAUGACGGGCAUGCACACCGUACGCGAUAUCUAUUGCGGCAAGUGCUCAACCACACUUGGAUGGCGAUAUGACCGAGCAUUUGUUUCGUCAGAAAAGUACAAAGAGGGAAAGUUUAUCCUGGAGAAGGCGCUCAUGGUCGACGUCAAAUAG
Tilletiaria anomala UBC 951 is the source of this 333-nucleotide messenger RNA. RefSeq names its product yippee-like protein. The transcript has 3 exons. Gene Ontology annotation, cellular component: ubiquitin ligase complex. The record is from RefSeq and is a predicted model, not a curated record. The coding region runs from base 1 to 333 and encodes 110 amino acids. NCBI's taxonomy places the organism in Eukaryota, Fungi, Basidiomycota, Exobasidiomycetes, Georgefischeriales, Tilletiariaceae.